AUGUCUCAAUAUGAAUACGAAACAAAUACUUAUCCUGAAAAUCCAGUAAUAUCUUACAAAACUCCACAUCGAAGCUUAAUUUACACUAUAAUAUCUGAAGGUGUAUAUCCGACUGCUAAUAAAUUAGCAUGGACUAAAAAACCAAACCCAUAUAAAAUACCAGAUCAAUAUAUAGUACAAACAAGUUAUGGAAAAAAAAGCAAACAUACAACUAUAACUUGUACGAUUGACUAUAUUGAAAACAAACCACACUUCUUUGUCAAGUUUGGAGAUAGCUUAAAUGAUUUUGUUAUGUCUGAUCAAAGUGCAUCAUGUGCUGCUAAUGCAUAUCAAAAAGAAAUAGAUAAAUGCCAAACAUCUCAAAUUGAAGAAAAUCCUCCUAAAAGAAUAAAAAAAGGUAUUACUAAAUGGUCAGGAGUUUUGUUAUUUGGUUUACAACUACAGCAAAUUAAAGAAAUACGUGAGAAAAAAUACAUACAUAAUUUGAAACCUUUUGAUAAAUUAAGUGAAUCAGGAAAACGAGCACGUAAUAAAAAACUUGGAUUAGCUCUUUAUAACCAAGUUCAAAAUGCUACUGAAACUUUAUUUUGUGAUAGUGACAAAAUAGUGUUAAAUGAAUUAGUUUUUUCGAUUAAUAAUAAUAAUUUUAAAAUUAUUUACAACUCACCUGAUAAAGAUUCAACAGAAUUACAAGCUAAAGCUAUUGUUAGAGCAAUGGAUAUUGAGAAAAUUUCAUGUUCUGCAUAUAGAACUCUUGCAGCUAUUAAUCAUAAUCUUCCACGUGAAUGGGCAAUAGCAAAAAUGCGGCAAACAAUUACAAAUGAAAUUAAUACAAUAAUUAAAUCUUUAGUUUUUGAUCUAACGCCAAUAUUAAUUCAUGAAAUUCCAGAUAACGAAGAGAUUGAUAUCACUAAUACAGAAAUUAUUGAGUCAGUAACUAAAUCAAUUGGAAUGGGCGCAUAUAGAUCAAUUAAAGAAAUUUUAGCUUAUUUAAUUCCAGUUUGGCUUAAAAAAGGAAUUAUAACAGUAGAUUUACCUAUUAUUCAUAUUCGAAUUUCUGGAGAUGGGCGUAAUGUUGGAAAAAAAGUAAAACAUGUAAUGUUUACAUUUACAGUUUUAAAUGAUUUAGGAAAUAUUUUCAAACCUGAUUAUCACCAUACCCUUAUUCUUUAUCCUGGUAUUGAAUGUUACGAAAGCUUAGAAAUUGCAUUAAGUAUUUUAAUUUCAGAUCUUAAUAGUAUUAAGAAUUGCUAUAUAGAUAAACAAGGUAGACAAUGGCAAAUAAAAUUAUACUUCAGCGCAGAUUGGAAAAUGCUUGCUCUUUGCUUAGGACACAAGGCCGCUAAUUCUAAUCAUUUUUGUCUUUGGUGUCAUUGCAAUAAAAAUGAGAAUGGAAAUUUAGAUCGUGACUGGACAAUUCAAAAAAAUAUAGAAGAAAUUAAUAAGAAUUAUAUAACGAUUAAUGGACAUAAGAACAAACCACUUUUUUCAAUGAUUCCACUUACUAACUGGGUUCCAGACGAAUUACAUUUACUGUUGAGAAUUACAGAUAGGCUUUGGAUUUUAAUUCUUUCAGAAUUAAAAACCACUAAAAAGUUUGACAAUAUGAGAGACAUCAUUGUAAUGGAAAUGAAACGCAUUAAAAUUAAAUUCCAAUUUUGGCAAGAGCAAAGCUCAAAUAUAUGGCAAUAUACUUCUCUCAUGGGCGACGACAAACUUAAAAUGCUUAGAGAAUUUGAUUUAUCUACUAUUCUACCACCAGAACGUGCAAUUUUAAUUCGUAAAUUAUGGGAUAGCUUCCUAAACCUCUAUACUAGUCUAAAGAGUCAAACAACUACAGAAAAUCAGUUUAAAAUUAAUGCAAUUGCUUGGCUUCAGUUAUUUCUCAUGAAAUCAUCAGGAGAAUUUAAUAGUAAAACAUUUACCAAAGGGCUUUAUAAACCUAAUGAUAUCACUCCGUAUAUACAUGUGAUGGUAUACCAUAUACCUGAGUUUAUUGAUUUGCAUAGAAACUUUGGAAUAAGGGGUUUUUCUUGUUCAGCCGUUGAGAAAAAAAAUCACCAACAAGUGUCUUUUUUUUUCCAGAAAACUUUAAAAGAUGGAGGAAACCAACAUACUAGAAAAGCAGCUAUUCUUGAAAUACUAGAUUACGAUAACUGA
This is a messenger RNA of Scutellospora calospora, 2160 nucleotides long. The record is from the annotation of a GenBank genome assembly. Lineage: Eukaryota; Fungi; Glomeromycota; Glomeromycetes; Diversisporales; Gigasporaceae.